UUUAUGACGUACGUAUUUUUCAGUAUUAUCUGAAUUUACCUACGUUACGAGUCUUCCAUGAAACGGAAAUUUUCCCAUUCUAUUUGUCGAGUACUUUGACUCAAUUUUUGAUUUUUUGGAUCGUUCAUUUUGACAUUGGUGUGAUGGGUAUCGUAAAGUAUAAUGCAAAUAGUAGCUAGAUAGGUACCUACCAAGUACGAUAAUAUAUUGAAUUUCGAUUUUAAUUGAUCGCUAUGUGUGUGACAAGAACAGGAUGUUGCGGAAAUUCGCUUCAUACAGCCUCACUCGUGGUGCUUUACAUCAAUUUGGUUAUGAACCUUUACGAAAUAGUAUUUUUCUCUCACGAAUAUCGCAACCUGAUCAAUAGCAAAUUGCUAGAAAAUGAGCUGGUGAAAGAAGAGAAUUCAAACAUUAUUUUCACAAUACUAGAAACUCUAGUAUUCCUAUACGCUAUCAGAACUGUCAGCAAGAUGAAAUCAUCCAUGUUGACAUUUUCCAUGGUGAUAUUACUGAUUGAUAUGAUCUCGAUAGCUCAUUCAACGUUCAAUACGGUUUACAAGUAUCAUAAGAAGUGUAUCUCGAAUACUACUUUAUGUGGACCAGAUGGUAUACUCGGAUGGACAGUGAAAAGUGAACAUGCAUAUACUGAAGCUGGUAAACUAGCGACAUCGGAUGUGCGAUUUUCAUACAUCGGUGUGCUGAUUACACUGAGCGUCACUUGUUUGUUUUUCUUGUGUUUCAAAUUCUAUAGCAUCAUGAUCUUGCAAAGUUAUAAAUCGUUUUUGAAAUUUGACCGAAUUCAACUCGAAAUGCCUGAAUCUUCUGCUGAGCAAAAUGAACUACCUUGUUAUUCUUAUGUUAGAAGACCGGAUGCUCCACCACGUUAUGUUAGCAACGGAAACGUGCAGUCUUAAAAUAUGUACUUACCUACAAUGUAACUUACUACAUAGGUACCAUAAAGCAUUACCUUACUUCGUCUGUUUUCCUAGCAAAUUACAUUUCAUUACUUCAGCAAAUUGAGUUAUGAAUUUUUCAAUUUUAUUAAUUAUUAUUAUUUUUAAUGUAGCUCUUUAAUUAGGUAGGUAAGGUUAUUCAGAGUGAAUUUGAUUCCAAGAAUGAUAAGAAUGAUUGCGAUUUUGUACUGUAAAUUAACUACAGUUGUAAGUGUAAUGUAAUGAGUAGGUUCUCAAUUCAA
Messenger RNA from Planococcus citri (citrus mealybug), 1195 nucleotides. RefSeq lists its product as uncharacterized. The transcript has 5 exons. The coding region runs from base 234 to 914 and encodes 226 amino acids. The record is from RefSeq and is a predicted model, not a curated record. Lineage: Eukaryota; Metazoa; Arthropoda; Insecta; Hemiptera; Pseudococcidae.